This is a messenger RNA of Neurospora tetraspora, 2064 nucleotides long. RefSeq lists its product as uncharacterized. Lineage: Eukaryota; Fungi; Ascomycota; Sordariomycetes; Sordariales; Sordariaceae. The coding region runs from base 1 to 2064 and encodes 687 amino acids. The transcript has a single exon. The record is from RefSeq and is a predicted model, not a curated record.
AUGCCGUCUUCAGUCAACACCAGCCAUGGAGGACUAGCAACCCUAGUAAACGGAAGAUCAUCAAGCCCAACCAUGUCGACGACCACCACUCUUUCACCACCAAGCCCAGUCAUGGGAGGAGGAGGAGGAGGAAAACAUCACCACCACCCAAGCAUAAUUUCACCUGACGCAAUGGCAGACGUGAAGUCCAAGAUCAAGAAGCUCGCUAGCGAGCUAAAGCAGCAGCAGCAAAAGCAACAGCAGCGAUGUCGUCAGCAGUCAAGCAACAACAACAACAACACUCGUCCAAUCCUCCCAUAUUUGAACACCGAUAGCAUCACCACCACCAAGACAACCCUGAGCAGACCUGUCCUAUCCCCCUUCUCCCGAGCCAAAAGCCACCAGCUCCAGCAACAUCAACAACACAUCCGCCACCCAUCCACACCCGGACCUGGACCUGGACCUGGUCCCGUCAUCCCAAUUCCAGGCCUCGAACCCACCUCCCGCUCCCUCUCCGACCUCCACAACGAGCGCUCCUACCUCUUGCAUAACUUGCAAACCCAAGGCGAGCGAGCCACGCGUUUGUAUCAGCGGUAUGCCCAUCUUGAGGCUAAGAAGGAGGCUUUGAAGAAAGAGGCCUCUGUCUCUGCUGCUGCUGCUUCCACCUCUCCUUCAGACGAAAACAACAACAAUAACACUACUACCGGCUCAACAUCAGCACCCCCAGCUUCAGUCAGCAGCAAAAAGAAAAAGAUCAAAAAGGACCUCUCCCUCCUCCGCAGCCGGAUCGCCGAGUCUACGCAGCAGGAACAGCUGAUCAUGUUGAGGCUGGGCGAGAUCCAUGUGGAGUUGGUGAAUAGGGGGAGGUGGGUUAUGACGCAUCAGCAUCAGCAUCAGCAUCAGCAGCAGCAGCACCAGCAGCAGCAACAUCAGGCCCUGAUUUACUCGCCUAUGUCUGCUGUUGUCGAAGGGCAGGGGCAGGGGCAGGGGUAUUUUGGCCAUCAUCAUCAGUGGCAUCAGCAGCAGCAAAACCAUGGUGGUGGUAUCCCGGCUACCCCUUCUUCGUUGGGUGCUGAUUCGUACUCGAAUUCAUCACCUGUGGGAGGGGAUGAUUACCUUUACACCCCCUCCUCCGUCUUGAGCCCAUUAUCUCCCUCGUUCGUUCCAAGUGGUGGGGGAGUUAGCUUUUUUGAGGAUAUUUGGACUCGACCAUCAUCCCAUCAAUCGCAAGACCACCACUCUACUACCUCUCCGGAGGAAACAACCCAUGAUCACCACCACUUGGCCCCUGCCCCCGAACGGGAACAGGAACAGGAACAGGAACAGGAACAGGAACAACACCACGCAGCGGCCGAAGGAGAAGAAGAAGAAGAAGACGACCAAACCCCCAAACCCAAACCCAAACCUUCUCUCUUCCAAGACCUAAACCUCCCUCUAGACUCCCCAGCAGUCCCUCUCUCGGCAGUUACUCCCAAAUUCACCAGCACCAGCAGCACCGUCAGCACCUCCACCCUCCCUUCGCUACCCUCCGAACACCUCGCAACCCCCAUCACCCCCAGCAGGAUCCCAUGGGAUGAAUACCCUUCCGACUCGGAAGAUGACGAGUCUUUUGAGAGCUUUGAUGGGAGUAGUUUUACGCCUAUUGGUGUGACUAAUACCAAUCCACUGACUUGUAUUAAUCCUUUGAUUAAUGGCUCGGCCUCGGGCUCGGGCUCGGGCUCGGGCUCAGGAUCUGGUGUGAUGGUUUCUGAACCGGAGGAAGAGGAAGACGAGGAAGAAGAAGAGGAAGAAGAAGAAGAAGAAGAAGAAGAAGAAGAAGAAGAAGAAGAAGCUGAAGGAAGUGAAGGAAGUGACGACUCCGCCUCCGAACCAGGGGAUUUGCUUUCCGAGCAGCAAAGAAGGACGGCUUCGUUCUCACGGGGUGGGGAGGAGGGGGAGGGAGGUGAUGGUUGGAGAAGGCUGAGUAUGCCUAGCUUGAAGAAUCUGUGGCCUGCUGCGCUUGCGGCUAUUGGUGUUCAGGGGUUGGGAGAGGAGGGGGAGGAGGAAGAGGAGGUGCCGGAGAUGAGGCUUGAUACUGUGAUUUAG